GGAAAGAAAAAAAUAAGGGGUGAAAUUUCAAAAUCAUUUUGACUAUAAAUAUUAAGGUGGGUUUUGAGACAAAACUCCGAUUAGUGUUGUAAUGGUCUGAUCAAAUGGCGGACGAUCUUCCUUCCCACCAAGCCCAUGUUCCAUUGCCUUUGGACCCAGGUGGGUUAGUUUCAGAUGAUGCUACACUGGUACCAAUUCAUAUUGUCACCGAAGCUUCGCAACUUCCUGUGGAGUUCCUAAAACCCUGUCCUCAAACAAAGCUAGUAAUUGGUUUCGAUUGUGAGGGUGUUGAUCUGUGUCGUUAUGGAGCUCUUUGUAUCAUGCAGCUGGCAUUUCCUGAUGCUAUAUAUCUUGUGGACGCCAUAGAAGGUGGAGACAUGCUCAUAGAAGCAUGUAAGCCUGCUCUUGAAUCUAGAUACAUCACUAAAGUUAUACAUGACUGCAAACGUGAUAGUGAGGCAUUGUAUUUCCAGUUUGGCAUCAAGUUACAUAAUGUCAUGGACACCCAGAUUGCAUAUUCCUUGAUUGAAGUACAGGAAGGACGACCAAGAGUGCCUGACGACUACAUCUCGUUUGUUUCUCUUCUUGCAGAUCCACGCUAUUGUGGAAUAUCUUAUCUUGAAAAGGAGGAGGUUCGUGUACUAUUGAGGCAGGAUCCGAACUUCUGGAAAUACAGACCAUUAUCUGAACUCAUGAUCCGUGCAGCUGCUGAUGAUGUCCGUUUCUUGCUUUACAUCUAUCACAAAUUGACGGAAAAACUGAAUGCUCAAUCCCUGUGGAGCCUUGCAAUUCGUGGUGAACUGUAUUGUCGUUGUUUCUGUAUCAGUGACAAUGAUUUUUCUGAUUGGCCGGAUCUGCCUCCCAUUCCAGAUGACGUAGCUAUGGACACUGAACCUCCUGAAGAAGAAAUCCUUUCUGUUCUUAAUGUUCCACCUGGCAAAAUGGGACGUGUGAUAGGCAAGAAAGGAGCUUCGAUUUUGUCAAUCAAGAAAUCAUGCAAAAUCUCUUCUUACUUAGUUGUAUAUGCUAUCGAUCUGCAGUGCAGAGAUUCUUAUUGGAGGCUCGAAGGGUCCCCCAGAUAAGGUUUUCAUCAUUGGUCCAGUGAAACAAGUGAGGAAAGCAGAGGCCAUGUUAAGGGGAACAAUGCUGGACAUGUAAUGGGGAAAAAUAGAAAGAAAGUCUCAGAUGCUUUGGUUUGUACUGAUACCAUUGCAAUUAUAAUAAAUGAAACAUUUUAAGAUAGUUUA
Beta vulgaris subsp. vulgaris (sugar beet) is the source of this 1247-nucleotide messenger RNA. RefSeq lists its product as uncharacterized. Lineage: Eukaryota; Viridiplantae; Streptophyta; Magnoliopsida; Caryophyllales; Amaranthaceae. Gene Ontology annotation, biological process: nucleobase-containing compound metabolic process. The record is from RefSeq and is a predicted model, not a curated record. The transcript has 10 exons. The coding region runs from base 105 to 1082 and encodes 325 amino acids. Gene Ontology annotation, molecular function: RNA binding; 3'-5' exonuclease activity.